GCAGCUGUGGGGCAAUUCCUGGCCACCAUGGUGCCACCAGGCGUUUACAAGAGAGACCCCAAGUGCAGGUUCCAGAAUGUGUCUGGCCCCGGUGGCCCAUUCCCAGCAGUGAGGCUCUGCAACAGCUACUGGAGCAGAGAGAGCACCGGGCUGCAGCAGGCAGAGGAUGUGGACAACCUCCUGCUGGGGAUGAGCUCACAGAUUGCCGAGCGGGAGGACAACAUUGUGGUGGAAGAUCUCCAAGAUUACUGGUACGGGCCCCUGAAGUACUCCCGCACUGACUACGUGGCCAGCUGGUUUCAGCGUGGGCGAGACCUUGGCCUGCCCACCUAUAACCAAGCCCGGGAGCGAUUUGGGUUGGAUCCUCUCCAGAACUGGUCAGACCUUGCCCCACACCUGGAGCAACAGGUCCUGGACAAGGUCGCUGCUCUGUAUGCCAACAACACGGCCAGGCUGGAGCUGCUCCCCGGAGGCAUGCUGGAGGCUGACGGCUCCCUCUUCAGUGCCAUCAUCCUGGACCAGUUUGUGCGCCUGCGUGAUGGUGACAGAUUUUGGUUCGAAAACACCAAGAAUGGGCUGUUCACAGUGGAGGAAACCAGUAAGAUCCGUAACACCACCUUCCAUGACGUCCUGGCUGCCAUCACCUCUGCAGACCCCACAGACCUCCAGCCCCACGUGUUCGUCUGGAGCACAGAGGACCCGUGCCCCCAGCCCCAGCAGCUGACAGCUCAACACCUGGCCCACUGCACACCCAUGACCGUGCUUGACUACUUCGAAGGCAGCGGCGCAGGCUUUGGGAUCAUCAUCGUUGUCCUCUGCUGUCUGCCUUUAGUGACUCUGUUUGUUGCCUGGAUCGUUGCCGUUCUCCGCAGGAGAGAUUUCAAGAAGCUGCAGAAGAAGCACAGCUCCAGCGUGCGGAGGGAGGUGACCAUGGAGGCCUUACACGCCAUGGAGUGGCACGGUCCCAAGACAGACAGCUCUCCCGUCUUCAUUCAGCUCCAAGCUGAUAAAGUGCUCAAAGUGCUGGAUGGGAGAGGGUCUGUGCUCCGGAGCAUCAGCCUGAAAACCCAUCAAAGGGUGGAGGUGAUCCUCUCUAGCAACAAAGGGAACAAAGCUCUGCUCCUGAAGAGCCCCAAGGAGUAUGACCUGGUGCUGCUUUUCAGCGAGGAGGCUGAGAGGAGCAGUUUCAUUGGGAAGCUACGAGGCUACUUGGAGGAGAGCGGCCUUGAUCUGCAGGUAUCUGAGAUGAAGGAGCAGAACCUGAUGAAACAGGCAGUCACCCAGGAGCAGAGAAAACAAAUUCUUGAGACUUUCUUCAGGCACCUGUUUGCUCAGGUGCUGGAAAUCGACAGGUCUGAUGCUGGAGAGCUCAACUUUGAAUCUUCACAGAAGGCAAAGGAAUCUCUGACAUGUGAGCUGAGCAGGGCUGAGUUUGCCGAGGCCCUGGGGCUCAAAGCCCACUCCAUGUUUGUGGAGUCCAUGUUCUCCCUGGCCGACAAAGACGGCAAUGGCUACAUCUCCUUCCGGGAGUUCUUGGACAUCUUGGUGGUCUUCAUGAAAGGGUCCCCAGAGGAGAAGUCCAAGGUGAUGUUCAGGAUGUAUGACAUUGAUGAGAACGGGUUCCUCUCCAAGGAGGAGUUUCUGAGGAUGCUCAGGUCCUUCAUCGAGAUCUCUAACAACUGCCUGUCAAGAGAGCAGGCAGAGCAGGUGACCGAGUCGAUGUUUCGGGCCUCAGGGUUUCAGGACAGGGAUGAGUUGACAUGGGAGGAUUUUCACUACAUGCUGCGGGACCACGACAGCGAGCUUCGUCUCACUCAGCUCUGCAUCAAAGGUAUCCCCGAGGUGCUCAAGCAAAACCUGCACAACCGCGUCUCCUUCAUAAAAAAGAAAGAGCCAAAAGAAACCAUCGUAGAGGAGGAGAAAGAACUGGACACCGUGAGCCACUAUGUGGAGCAAGAAGGGCAAGAGCUGAGGAAGAGACCAGGCAGAAAGGUGAAUCAGAACCAGUUGCAUUUGUACACUGAAGCACAACGGAGGAAGUACGAGCGGAACAAAGUUCAGCAGAAGAUCCAGGAGUUUAAGCGCUUCAUUGAGAAUUACCGGCGCCAUAUUGUCUGUGUGGUCCUCUUCUCUGCCAUCACCGCUGGCCUGUUCGUGGAGAGAGCCUACUACUACGCCUUCGCAUCCCCCAGCACUGGAAUCGCACAGACCACCUUUGUGGGGAUCAUCAUCUCUCGGGGAUCAGCUGCCUGCAUCUCCUUCAUGUACUCCUACAUCCUGCUCACCAUGUGCCGCAACCUCAUCACUGUCCUGCGGGAGACCUUCCUCAAUCACUACAUCCCCUUCGAUGCCGCUGUGGACUUCCACCGCUGGGUUGCCAUGGCGGCCCUGAUUUUCUCAGUGCUCCACACUGCAGGUCACGUAGUGAACGUCUACAUCUUCUCGGUCAUGCCUCUCAGCGUGUUGUCCUGCCUCUUUUCCAGUGUCUUUAUGGAUGAUGGGUCACAGCUCCCACAGAAGUAUUACUGGUGGUUCUUCCAGACUAUUCCAGGCAUGACAGGAGUGCUGCUCCUCGUGAUCCUGGCUGUGAUGUAUGUGUUUGCCACCCACCACUUCCGACGCGUCAGCUUCCAGGGCUUCUGGAUCACCCACCAUCUCUAUGUGCUCCUCUACGUCCUGGUCAUCAUCCACGGCAGCUACGCGCUGAUCCAGCAGCCCCGCUUCCACAUCUACUUCAUCAUCCCAGCUCUCAUCUACAGCGCAGACAAGCUGCUCAGCCUGAGCAGGAAGAAGGUGGAGAUCAGUGUGGUGAAAGCCGAGCUUCUGCCCUCAGGGGUCACCCACCUCCGGUUCCAGCGGCCGCAGGACUUUGAGUACAAGUCCGGGCAGUGGGUGCGCAUCGCCUGUGUGGCCCUGGGCACCACCGAGUACCACCCCUUCACCCUGACCUCAGCGCCGCACGAGGACACGCUGAGCCUGCACAUCCGGGCCGUGGGGCCCUGGACCACCCGCCUGCGGGAGCUCUACUCCCCAGAGAGCCUGGCCCUCAUCGGCAAGCUGCCCAAGCUCUAUCUGGAUGGGCCCUUUGGGGAGGGCCACCAGGAGUGGAACAAGUUCGAGGUGUCGGUGCUGGUGGGAGGAGGCAUCGGGGUGACGCCCUUUGCAUCCAUCCUCAAAGACCUGGUCUUCAAGUCAUCCAUCAGCUCCAAGCUGCUGUGUAAGAAGAUCUACUUCAUCUGGGUGACGCGCACGCAGCGGCAGUUUGAGUGGCUGGCAGACAUCAUCCGCGAGGUGGAGGAGGCAGACGGGAAUGACCUAGUCUCCGUGCACAUCUACAUCACGCAGCUGGCCGAGAAGUUCGACCUGCGCACCACCAUGCUGUACAUCUGUGAGCGGCACUUCCAGAAGGUGCUGAACAAGAGCCUGUUCACGGGGCUGCGCUCCAUCACCCAUUUCGGGCGCCCGCCCUUCGUACCCUUCUUCAGCUCACUGCAGGAGGUUCACCCCGAGGUGCAGAAGAUCGGGGUGUUCAGCUGUGGCCCGCCCGGGAUGACAAAGAGCGUGGAAAAGGCUUGUCGACAGCUGAACAAGAAGGACCAGACCUACUUUGCACACCACUAUGAGAAUUUCUGA
This is a messenger RNA of Balearica regulorum gibbericeps (East African grey crowned-crane), 3633 nucleotides long. The record is from RefSeq and is a predicted model, not a curated record. NCBI's taxonomy places the organism in Eukaryota, Metazoa, Chordata, Aves, Gruiformes, Gruidae.